CUCAGCUUAUUUAAUGCACGUACCACUCGGUAAGGGGUAUCUAACUUGCUAAAGCAUCUAUUGGUAACGCCGCAUCUUUCCUUCGGCUUAUUACAGCAGUUUCUUACGUCCACGUCAGCCUACAUUAAAUCAGAUUGUUCCAUCUUUCAGAGAAAAUGAUUCCAUUGGUGGUCUUCAUGACGGCAAUCGUCGUAUCGUCUGCACUUCCUGUGAUGAAACAAGAAUCGGACGCCGGCACCAGCUUUUAUGACAACUUCAGUUCUGCAUAUUGGCAAAAAAUCGUCGAGCAAUACGCCGGACUUGAUCCAAAUGAAAUAGCCGCAAAAGCCAUGGAAGAAUUCUCUAAUAAUGGACUCGUGCCAUCAGCCGGACAGAGCUUUGAAGAUGUUGACUGGCAGAAGUAUCUUGAGGCCGGUGAAGAGAUGAACAAUGGACAAGAUUUUAAUAUAAUGGGCGCCGAUAUGAUCGGACAAGACAUAACGCUGAACGGCAUGUCCCAGACAAUUUCUUUUGUUCCCGAUUUUAACAACAUGGACAUGAAUGAGUUAAUGAACUAUCUCGGAAUGUCCUCGGAUGCACAGUUGCAGUAGGCCUAUGUUAAUUAAAAGCUCAGAAUAUAGGCAUUUUCCGCAAUGAAUCAAUUCUCUAUCAUAUAACAGUAUUCCCAGAAAAUAAAUACCAAGUCUCCCUCCAAUAAUAAAGACCACUUUUGGGACCGGGGUUCCCAUGAUCUUUUGCAGCUUUGGUCUCUAAUUAAAAUUAUGAAGAUAAAAAAAAACCUCUGCUGAGUGGGGACCACAAAAAAUGGUUUUUGAUUGCAGGCGGUCUUUAAUUAGAUUGAGAUCUGUAUAACAUAAUCUAUAUAUAGACCUAGGGCUACAGUAAAAUAGAACAUAUU
Messenger RNA from Anneissia japonica, 898 nucleotides. RefSeq lists its product as uncharacterized. The record is from RefSeq and is a predicted model, not a curated record. NCBI's taxonomy places the organism in Eukaryota, Metazoa, Echinodermata, Crinoidea, Comatulida, Comatulidae. The transcript is spliced from 2 exons. Bases 156 to 590 code for a protein of 144 amino acids.